AUGGAUUUUGUUUUCAGAGUGUUUUUUCUGCAGUUCCUCAUAUUCGGGCUGCUGGUGUCGCAUGUACGACCGCAAACCGGCGGAACCGAUUGCCACGGCAAGGACUACCUGUGUCUGGACGAUGUCCGAUUUCAACUUUGUGUAGAUUAUGGUGACGGAAAACCGACGACCGUUAACGAUGAGGUGCAGAACUGUCCGCAGGGAACGUUCUGUAGCAACAGUGGUCACUACGAGUGCGAUUCGUUCGUGCCACCAUCGACCACUGCCGAGCCGCACGUUAACGUUGAUGACGAUGCUACGGCACAGCCAGAAACGGGGGAAAACGCCACGAAUGAACCAGAGGUGGAGGUAGAAGAUGCUACUUUGCCCGCAGCAACAGAAGCAACGGAUGCUCCCGCAAACAACCCUGCUACAGAGGGCGCCAAUGACGACGACGCACCGGCAAAUCCCGAAGUAGACGAACCGCUCGAACCGGUAGAGGUGGAAGUCACAACGGUGGAAGAUGUGCCCGCCCAGGAAUCUUCCACAGCAACGGUUGAAGCGGCGACUAACGAGGUUCCGGAAGAAGAAGUUGCAGUUCCAUCAGAAGGUACCGAAUUGCCGGAACAGUCGGAAACAACCGUAGCGCCGGAGACGGUCCCAGUGCAGCCGGAGGAGGAAUCAGCACCAUCAACAUCGGGCCCCGAAGAGGAAGCGGUCGAAACAACGUCGCAAUCAAACAAUCCGGAAGCCGAACAAUCCCCCGUGGAAACGACGGCACCAGCCGAGCCGGAAGUAACCAAUCCACCAGCAGCAGAAGAAUCAACGACUUCAUCGCCCGAAGAAACGACGGUUGCGCAGGAGACCGAACCAGAACCAGUUGCAACGGAUGCACCCGAGGUGGAAGUUGGUGAAAACACGGAAUCGGUUGUUACGACCGAACAGACGGACGGUUCCGAAUCAUCUGGCCCUACGGAAUCGGAAGCAACGACAGUGGGUUCGGCAGGUGAGGAGGCAGAACAAUCGUCCACGGAUGCUACUGAAGCCGUCACGACGGAAGAUAGUCUCCCAUCCGAACAACCAACGGAGAGUGUUACCGCUGAGAGUGAAGUACCGCAAGAUUCGUCAACGGUCGCCGCUUCAGAAGCUCCCGAACAGGAAGUAACGGAAGUGCCUGUGGAUGGUAAUAGUGUGGCUCCCGAAACAACCGCUCGGCCUGAAACCGGCGAACAGGAAGGUUCUGAAGUGGAUCCAUCUGAGCCGUCGGUUGUUCCAGAUGUGCCUGAACCAUCCGCACAACCGGAGACUUCGGAAUCCGUCACAGAAUCAGAAGCUGCUGAUACGACCCUGGCUCCAGAAGUUCCAGAAUCGAGCUCCGACCCUUCGGUAGAACCAGAAGCUCCCGAAUCUUCCAGUGUCAGUUCGGAACCUUCCGAGACAAACGCGCCAGUGACAGAGAACGAAACCACCUCGACUAGCCCUCCAAGCCCCAGCGAUGAAGACAGCUCAUCCUCUGACCCCAACACUAACGAGUCGGGUUCAAACGAAGGAUCCGCUUCCCAGGACUCCACGGAAGCGCCAUCGGCUGAAUCGAACGAAGGCACCGGAGUCGUCCCUCAAGCACCAGGAUCCAGCCCAUUCGUGUGUUCUGCUGCGGGUCGCUUUGCAAAUCCGACCGACUGUCACAAAUACUACGUCUGCUUCUGGUUGCCAUUCGGUCUGUACAGUCUCGAGCAGAACUGUCUGGCCGGGUACGCGUAUAACCCUACGCUCGAACGGUGUACUGCCGACCAGAGCGUUUGCUUCCCGGGACAGUUCACCUGCAUGGGACCGGGUCGGUUCCCCGAUCCAACCGAUGCGACCCAGUACUUCUGGUGCGUUUGGAACAUGUUCGGUGGCUACCUGCAGUACAAGAUGCAGUGCCCGAUGGGGCAGGUGUUCAAUCCGUUCCGUGGUCGCUGUGCGUUUGUGGUAGCGGGAACUCGUUCGCUUCCGUUGGACGAACUGGACGACGGAGAGCUGGUCGUUGAUGAGGCAUCGACCCAAACGGAUGAUGUGGUAGUGGAGCCGACCCAGCCAGCAGAACCCGUCGCCCCGGUGGAAGAUCAACCGAAGCUGAAGGUUAAGUUCCAGUGCCUGGAAGAGGGCACCUUUGCCGAUCCGAAUAACUGCAGCCGUUACUUUGUCUGCACGCUGAAGAAGCUGGACAAGUACAAGAAGAGCAAGUUCAAGUGCGCCACCGGUGAGCGUUUCGAUCCGCUGGUAAGCGCGUGCGUCCCCGAUGUGGAUGCCCUGUGCGAAUAG
Molecule: messenger RNA, 2283 nt
Organism: Anopheles marshallii
Lineage: Eukaryota; Metazoa; Arthropoda; Insecta; Diptera; Culicidae
Product: mucin-5AC-like
Exons: 3
Coding region: 1-2283 (760 amino acids)
Cellular component (GO): extracellular region
Molecular function (GO): chitin binding
Source: RefSeq, a predicted model, not a curated record